This is a messenger RNA of Thrips palmi, 3823 nucleotides long. It is a transcript of the gene Doa, whose product is annotated as probable dual specificity protein kinase madd-3. The coding region runs from base 16 to 2826 and encodes 936 amino acids. Lineage: Eukaryota; Metazoa; Arthropoda; Insecta; Thysanoptera; Thripidae. Gene Ontology annotation, molecular function: ATP binding; protein kinase activity. Gene Ontology annotation, biological process: protein phosphorylation. The transcript has 10 exons. Gene Ontology annotation, cellular component: nucleus. The record is from RefSeq and is a predicted model, not a curated record.
CCGUCGCUCGAGGCGAUGGCGUCGCGAAGUAGUGGAGGCGGUCCAGGCGGUCGCAGCGCGGGUCCCGGCCGCUACCAGCGCUCGUCCACGGCCAGCAUGACGCAGCUGCUGAGCGACUCGUGCUCCAGCCUGCUGCACCGGCUGACGUCCCGCGUGCGGGGGCCCUCCGCCUCCGUCGACUCGCCGUCGUCUUCGUCCAGGGGCGUGGGGGCCAGUGCCGGCCUGAGCCUGUCGACCCUCGGCUUGAGUCCCUUGGGGCCCCAUGGGCCGGCCGUGUCGUGGAGUCAUGCCUCCGCCGCCCCCCGCGCCGACCCCUCGUCCGGGGCCGCUCCGGACCGCGGCAAGGACCGCGACCGAGCGCGCGACCGCGUCCACGACCACGACCCCGCUCGCCCCCGCAGCCCCACGUUCUCGACGUUUGGCCAGACGCGGUCCCGCCUGGAGAAGAAGUACGGCCAGAAGAAGACGACGUCCCCCCCGCCCAGCCCCUCUGCGCGCCGCUCGGCCCAGCGCGGGCGCCACUCCAAGCCGCGCACAGCUGCUGCUGCUGCUGCCAGCGGCAACGCUACCCCCGCAGCCCCCUCGGCCUCGUCGCGCAAGGACACCAAGGAGGGCAGCCCCCUCCUGGGCGUGUCCAAGGUGCGCCACACGGACCACUACAGCGCGCGCGCGCCCUCCAGCCCUCAGCCCGAGCUGGGGUCGACGCGAUCUCGCCUCGAGGACAAGUACUCCGCCAUCCUGGCCAAGUACGGCCGCGAGCCCCGCGACAAGGAACGCACGGCCGAGCGGCGCGUCGCGGCAGGGCAUGGGCAUGGAGACCGCCGCAGCCCGCAGGGCCCGCAACCACUGCCGCUGAGCAAGAGUGCCACCACGUCCAUCGUGCUCUCGGAGAAGGCCUACCCUUACGUGAGCAGCGGCCCUGGCUCAGGCUCAGGGCCCGCCCGCGAGAAAACGCCGUACCGCUACGGCGAGCGCAGGUCCAGGCAGCGGUCGGGCCAUCGCACCGCUCGGCCCCGACUGUGCCCCGUCGAGUUUGACGUGGACGCCGUGGACGUCGUGGCGCCGCCGCGCACCCGCGUCAUGUCGCCCGGCGAGCGAGAGGCGCUGAUGCUGGUGGCGGCCGAGGAGCAGCGCGAGAGGGAGAGAGAGAGGGAGAGGGAGCGUGAGCGGCCCAGCAGCCCCGCCACCAACGAGCGGGAGGCGCGCCGGAAGGAGAUCCAGUCCCUCAUCGCCAAGUACACGACGGCUGUCAACGACCGGCUGCAGCGCCGCGAGCAGCGCGAGCAGCGCGAGUACAAGGAAAAGGCCGCGGCUGCUGCCGCCACCACCACCACCCCCGCCAGAAACGCGAACCACAAGGCUGACUCGGGCACACUAACGCCCACGAUGGGGGCAGGCAGAGCCACCACGGCCGUGGGCAGCCUGGCACCCCCCAGCCCGAUGGGCCCUGGCGUCGCACCCGGCUUGGGCCUCGGCCUUGGCCUUGGCCUCGGCCUCGGCCUGGGUGCUGGCCACGGCAAGGCACCUGGACCCAGCCUGGCCCCUGGUCUCGGCCACAGCCUCGGCAAGUCGGCUUCCGGGGUGUUCUCGUCCACGCACUCCGACUCCGGCGCGCUUUACAAGGGGCAGCCGAAGUAUUCCGUGCUGAACCGAAGGCCCAUGGCGUCUAGCUCGGCCACGUCGCUGGCCCUGCCGAACUUUUCCUUCAGCUCACGGGCCCCUUCAGUGGAAGAUGAUGAAGACGGCCAUCUGAUUUAUCGCCAUGGCGAUGUUCUGCAAGACCGAUAUAAAAUUCUGGCUACCCUUGGUGAAGGCACUUUUGGCAAGGUGGUCAAGGUUAAAGACCUGCACAAUGAUUCGGUUAUGGCCCUGAAGAUCAUUAAAAAUGUUGAAAAGUAUAGAGAAGCAGCAAAACUAGAAAUCAAUGCAUUGGAGAAAAUUGCUGAAAGAGACCCAGAUGCAAAACACCUAUGUGUUAAGAUGUUAACAUGGUUCGAUUAUCAUGGUCAUGUUUGCAUUGCAUUUGAAAUGCUGGGGCUCAGUGUCUUUGACUUCUUGAAAGACAACAACUACCAGCCAUAUCCUUUGGAACAAUGUCGACACAUGUCGUAUCAGCUUUGCUAUUCUGUCAAGUUCCUUCAUGAUAAUAAGUUGACUCACACUGAUCUCAAGCCAGAAAACAUACUGUUUGUGGACUCUGAUUUUGAUAUUACCUACACCAAAAAGAAUCGUGAUGUAAGAAGAGUUAAGAAGACAGAUGUGCGCCUUAUUGAUUUUGGGAGUGCAACAUUUGAUCAUGAACACCACAGCACUAUUGUAUCUACAAGGCACUACAGAGCUCCUGAAGUUCUACUGGAACUGGGAUGGUCACAGCCUUGUGAUGUGUGGUCCAUUGGUUGCAUUAUGUUUGAAUUGUACCUAGGAAUAACACUCUUCCAAACUCAUGAUAAUAGGGAACAUUUGGCAAUGAUGGAACGUAUACUUGGACCCAUUCCUUACAGAAUGGCAAGGAAAACCAAAACUAAAUACUUCUACCAUGGAAAACUUGAGUGGGAUGAAAAGAGCUCAGCAGGCCGUUAUGUGCGAGAAAAUUGUAGACCUCUUCAUCGUUAUCAAGGAUCUGACAGUGAGGAUCAUCGCCUUCUUUUUGAUCUGAUUUCACGAAUGCUGGAGUAUGAUCCAGCAGCACGUAUCACCUUGAGGGAAGCACUUAGUCAUCCAUUCUUUGACAAGAUUCCUGAAGAACAAAGAUUAGGAGAACAUCGGAAUCAUGGGUCUGGCUCUGGUGAUAGCGGACGAGAACGUAGCCAUUCACUGUCAAGGUGAUGGUAACUACUCUCUUCCAUUCUUCCCACUCCUCAAGCUUAUAUCUGGAGCCAGGAUAGGGAGAGAGUCAGCAUCCUACAGAAGACUUACUUUGUAAGCAAGUGGAGCAUGCCUCCAUUGUCUCCAAGAAUGUGUGGCGAAGACAUUCUUGUAAAGAAUUACCUGGUGAUAAUCACAUUUAAAGUGUCUAAGAAUCAGUAUUGCUUCCAAUCAAUGAAUUGAAGAAGGCAAUGCCCUUUCUACUCUGAAGUACAAUGGUGAUUUGUGCACCUUAAGUACAUAAUUUAAUGUCCAAUGCAAUUUGGCAUUGUGGAGGACAAGCUGCUGUUUUUCAGCAAACCAUUGCCAAUUUGUGUGUGAUAUAACGUGUACAUGUAAGAUGAAUGAUUGUAUGUAUUUGCGUCAGUGUGGAUGUGUGAGUGAUAAGUGUCACUUCUCUUAUUGUGAUGUGUUUUCUAAGGCAGCAUUCAGUUUAUAAAAUAUUGUAAGGCAUUUUCCACUUUCACAAUAAUGCCACAUGUUACUUUAGUGGUGUAUCUUUGUCAGAUGUUCACAAAUCUUUGCUCACUUUAUUGCUCCAAAUAGAACUUGCUGAGUCAAGAAAUGCAUUCAAAGAAAUACUUGAUCGGCUUAUUAAAUUAUACACGACUCACCAUUUUCCUCUAUAAAUGUUAUUGCUUGGCCUUGUAAAGAACUUAGCGCCCAUGAAUUUCUCAGUGUGAAAUAUUUUGUUUUGAGACUAAUUUAUCAAAAAUCUGGUUUGAUAUGGGAAAUGAAUUUUUCCUUUUAUUCCUGUCUUUUUCUAUUUUUUUUUUCUUUUAUAUUAUUUUUGAUUUAGUGUCCCAAUAUUGCUGAACUAAAAGGAUUUUAGGAAAGCGUUACUUAGCUGCUGCAUUUUAGAGCAAAAGUCAUUUUUAAGGAUCAGAUGUUCCAUCUUCUCCCUUUGGGUUAAUGUAGUGUGACUAGGUGUAAAUAAAUGUCUAUUUUUAAUGUAAAA